AUGUGCCGCUUCUUUCAGGUCGCAACCUUUCUCCUCGCAUUACUCCUUGCAAUCACACAUGGGAGAAAUAUUCCAAACAGUCUCAAUAAUGAUGUGUUGAAGCUUAACUCUGGCCUGCCUACUACUCAUACUACAACCGGUUUCAUCGAAGGUAGUGAUUCGACUUGCACAAUAUGGGGAACUGGCUGUAGUGAGUAUUCUAGCACUGCAAGCAUCGAACCUCGAGCUUUAUAUGCGUCGGAGACACCUUCGUUCGCGAAUGGGUUCCCACCACCACAAUCGCAGACGCAAUAG
Messenger RNA from Botrytis deweyae, 294 nucleotides. RefSeq lists its product as uncharacterized. The record is from RefSeq and is a predicted model, not a curated record. The transcript has a single exon. Lineage: Eukaryota; Fungi; Ascomycota; Leotiomycetes; Helotiales; Sclerotiniaceae. The coding region runs from base 1 to 294 and encodes 97 amino acids.